Molecule: messenger RNA, 309 nt
Organism: Nanorana parkeri
Lineage: Eukaryota; Metazoa; Chordata; Amphibia; Anura; Dicroglossidae
Gene: PIGY
Product: phosphatidylinositol glycan anchor biosynthesis class Y
Exons: 1
Coding region: 19-234 (71 amino acids)
Source: RefSeq, a predicted model, not a curated record
UGUGUGGAUCUGGAAGCCAUGUGGCUGUCACUCCCCACGCUGACAGUGCUUGUCCCUCUGCUGUCAUUGGCUGGUAUUUUGUAUUCUGCCUCAGUGGAAGAUGACUUUCCCCAAGGGUGUACCAGCACAGCGAGUGUUUGUUUCUACAGCCUCCUGCUUCCAAUCACCCUGCCUGUAUAUGUGUUUUUUCACCUAUGGACAUGGAUGGGACUUAAGCUGUUCAGGCACAAUUAAUUACUAAGGUGACUGUGCACUUUGUUGCUGGUCAUUGUGGAGAAUAUCUUUAUGCCGGUCUGUAGCAAAUCAGUC